Molecule: messenger RNA, 1748 nt
Organism: Sphaerodactylus townsendi
Lineage: Eukaryota; Metazoa; Chordata; Lepidosauria; Squamata; Sphaerodactylidae
Gene: MGMT
Product: O-6-methylguanine-DNA methyltransferase
Exons: 6
Coding region: 219-815 (198 amino acids)
Biological process (GO): DNA repair
Cellular component (GO): nucleus
Molecular function (GO): methylated-DNA-[protein]-cysteine S-methyltransferase activity
Source: RefSeq, a predicted model, not a curated record
UGUUUCUUCUAUAUGUUUUUGGGGAAAACAACUCCUAACAUGUUCUUUUAGCUUGAUUGCAAUUUACAUUUCCUCUACCUAUAACUGACUUGCUCCUCCUCCAAUCCCCUGGACUCGCCUUCUUUCACAGAACAAUUUGCAGAGCAAUUCAUUUCUUGUGUUUCUCCCGCUUGGAAGCGCACACUGGUCUUUCCUGAAAGCUCCAUUGUGUACUUAAGAUGGAAUCAAAACUGGAUCAAAAAACUUCUUUUAAAGAUGGAAAUUCUCAGUGUGAGAAGAUGUGUGUGGUCCUGAGCAGUCCUGUGGGAAGAAUUGAGAUAAGCGGAUGCAGUAAAGGAGUUCAUGAAAUCCAACUGCAGGGAAAUGGUCUGCCAUACAUUGGCACUACAAAGUCCUUGACUUCUUGUGAAGUAAGUGAAGCCCCGAAGGAAAUGACAGAGCCACUGAAACUGUGCGUAGCCUGGCUUCAGGCCUAUUUCUGCGAGCCCAGGAUGACAGAGAAACUGCCUAUGCCUCCUUUCCACCAUCCACUUUUGGAACAAGCUUCAUUCACCAGAGAAGUGUUGUGGACCCUGUUGAGAGAUGUGAAAUUUGGAGAAGCAGUUUCUUACAAGCAAUUAGCAGACCUGGCAGGCAACGGCAAAGCAGCCAGAGCAGUGGGAGGAGCGAUGAGAAGAAAUCCUGUCCCGAUUAUAAUACCAUGCCACAGAGUGAUUUGCAGCAGUGGACAGGCUGGCAACUACACGGGAGGAAGUCAUCUGAAAGAGUGGCUUUUGUCACAUGAGAAGCUUCAGAAGGAAAAGUUAGCAUAUUGAUGCAGUUCAGGCACAGCUGUUAUACAGCCAAAACACAUAACCAAAGAUACUUGGCUUAUAACAAGCUUUCGGAGCACACUGUAGAAUUCAGGAAAAUGGUAAAUAUUUGAGUGACAUAUAAAUAUAAUACAACAUCCGAAGCGAAAUGUGUGGUGGCACUACUAUAUUAAAAAAGCUGAAUGUGUCCUUGGGGAUAGCGCUUGUAUGCCCUUUCUUGUUUUUACAUUUUACAGCAGAAUGAGUACAGCGGACUGUGCCUGUUGUGCAUGUAUUUUGUUCCCAUCUCCAGCGCUGUUUUGUUCUAUUUUUAAUGUCCAUUAAAGCAAGGAUAAGGGAGUGGGAGGGGCAUGGCAAAUGUUAGAUGCAACUGCCCCUCUAAGGAAGCAUCUGGCUCACAGAGGGGACAGCCGGGAAUCCGAAGCCUUUUGCGUGUGUUCGGAGAGCAAAAUUAAAUGCAUAAGCUUCAACACACACACCUCCCUCUGUUCCUGCCUGGAUGUGUAUUUGUCCAGAUUGAAAAGCUUGUCCCUCUGCCAGGCUUGGUGCCCAAGAUUCUCCUGUUUUCUUUGAUGUUUGAACUGUUGAAAUGAUGUUUUACGUAAACAGUUGUUAAUGAAACACACUGAAAACCCAUUCAAAGGAAACAGCUAUUGAAUUGCCUAUUCACAGCUUUUCUUUUCAGAUCACUGUAGAUGGCUUAACAGAUAUGAAUAAAAAUAUUUUGUCUCUAUUAGCAGUGCUUGGUUUAGGCAGGGAAAAAAUAGAUGCUGAUAAAAUAGUUUAAUGGCAACAUAAAUGUUUUUAUGCAACUAUGCAACUGAGUUACAAUACCUUUUGCCAGAAUUUAGUAUAAUUCUUUCCAGUUCUGAUUCUUUCCCUGUUCCUGUCUGAUCAGCAGUGAUUAUAUCCUUUAUUUAGCAUUUGCUUUACUUA